Messenger RNA from Laetiporus sulphureus 93-53, 571 nucleotides. RefSeq lists its product as uncharacterized. Lineage: Eukaryota; Fungi; Basidiomycota; Agaricomycetes; Polyporales; Laetiporaceae. The transcript has 4 exons. The record is from RefSeq and is a predicted model, not a curated record. Bases 48 to 311 code for a protein of 87 amino acids.
GCCACAUCUCACACUCCGCUCAAUGGCCCACGUAUCUGGAGCUCACUAUGCAGCCUUUGUCUCGCCGUCGUCCCGAAAACUCGACAGCAGGUAGCACCCCAUAUAUUCGCCGCAACGCUACCUUGCCACCCGAACCUCCGUCCGCACCAAUAAAUCUGCGCAACGUUAAAGGUGGCGGGACUGCUACACGACUACCGCGAAAUACGUGGUUAGAUGGUUUACCAAGUAUCGACAAUACACUCAUGAACGCUGCUCCCUUGUAUUAUGCAGACUCAUGGACGAGGCGACAAGCAAGUCGCUUUCCCGCCUGAGCUACUCUCCCCAAUCCUAGGGGAGAUGAAACUAAGUCAACUUGAUGGAGCUGGGACCAUACGUGGAGAUGGAAUCAUGACCACUCCAUUUAGUUGCCACCAGUCAACCUAGAGGAUGAAGACGAGAAGUUGUCUGCGCCAUUUAGGCCAGAAUCUGAUUCAAUCCUGUUUUCGCCUUUGGGGCCAAACGACGUGGUCUCUAUGGCCACGCACAGUGGAUCGGAACCUGAGAUGAACAUAUAUAUUAAUAAUGGGCGGCU